This is a messenger RNA of Coccidioides posadasii C735 delta SOWgp, 6402 nucleotides long. The record is from RefSeq and is a predicted model, not a curated record. Lineage: Eukaryota; Fungi; Ascomycota; Eurotiomycetes; Onygenales; Onygenaceae.
AUGGCCGCAAUUCGCUCUCUCGGGCUCCACGAACCCUCAGCCAUACCCUAUCUCGUCGGAGAGUCGAUCAUCUUGCAGCAUACCCCCGAUGAUGACAGAUUUAUAUGGAAGACUUGCCAUUACGAAGACGAGAACAACACCCCUGUUGAAGAAGAACUCUUUUUAACGGACCAUUGUGUCGUUUGGUCUCGUGGAGGCGUCGUCGUACGGUCUUUCGGAUUCGAUGUUGAGAACGAGAAGGUCGUCCACGCGCUUUUCGCGUAUUUCCCCGACGGCGAAAGGACGAAUGACACCAAGAAAGGCUCAGGGGAUGUCCCAGGCAGCGGUACGACAGCCCGAGGCCCUGUGUCGAGGACCGAUAACCUGCGUGGCUUGAGUGGAAGACAGGGAAAGCAGGUAACAAUUGAAGAGAAGCUCAACAUCGACGGGAUUGCAGGUCUCUCUAUAGUUGAGGGCAGUGUGAAGAGACCGGUUGCAAGAGCAUUGGUUGUAGUGUUACAAUCACAAAUACACAUCUUUUUCCUCUCUGGCGAUACCCAUGUGAUUCCAUUGCCGUUUGAGGUGGGCUCGGUUUGGGCAACACCCUGCGGAUUGCUCUUCCAACGGAAGGCUUCUGAAGACAAUACGCCGGUUCCGCUAGUGCCUCCUAAUUCCUUUGUCUCCUCGCAGGUGCUGCAUGGAAAACCAAGAACGUCGGGAUCGUUUACUCAAUCCGCGCGGAGUAGUGCUCGGUUCUCAUUAACGCUUUCCCCCUCCCAUCCGGCAAAGUGGAACUUGAAGCCGGAGCCAGAGGCUUCCCAGCCAAGAACGUUCUCUCUCUUAGACCCGCACUCCGAGAUGGGACUGGUAGCGGUGUCUCCGGGCGCACAACACGCCCGCGCUGCUAAAACCCUUGAAGCUUUGAGUGCUUCAGAGGAAAUUCUCUACGUGUCGUUCACAAAUGAGUUCCCAGAACUCGCUUCUACAGCGCAAGUAAAUGGCCCACUAAUAUUGGUGGUAACACUCAAUGAAACAGCCGGUGUCUAUACCAUAUGGACCGCUCAGCAAAGGGACAAAGGUUCUGCCAUCCGCCAUAGCCAAAAGAGAAGGUCAUCUAGCGGGACGGUUGCUAAACGGAGGAGUUCCUAUUUUGACGUAGCUGCUGGGGCUACCACUCCCGGAGGUCAUACUCGACCGGAAGACGCAGAAGACCUGGCUUCGCAGCUAGGCCAUGACUUUAAUGAUAUUGGGGUUUCGUGGAAAGCAUCGAGAAGAGUUAGCUCUUUACUGGCUCGGAGUGACUUGGGAGCAAAUCAUGAUAGAAACACAUUCUCAGAUUUGGUGACCGGAAACCAAUCGAAUAUCCCGCUGUCUCGUAAGAGAGACUCAUUUGCUGGGAGCUCGCGCGCGAGUCUUGGCUACCGCCGUAGAAGCUCGCUACCUCCUGGGAAUACUUCCGUGUUCAGUGCUGCGAGCAGUUUUCUCGACGCUCCCGUUGAUAAAUUUUUGGAUGGAUUGACCAAGGGAGGCAAUUUUGAGGGAUUCGAUAGCAUGGGCCUCGGAGAAAGUGUAUCCGGACUGCCAAAGGAAGUUAUUCUGUCGAAAGUGGGCAGUUAUUCUUCCGGGUUUUCCUCUGUCCAGGGCAUUCCACCGUUUGAAAAAGGCCGGAAAUUUGAAGUGUUUACCUUGUCAUCCUUCUACGAAACUUCUCAGAACGACCCUGAUUCGACCCCUUUAGCCGUCUGCAUCCUGAACAGGCACUCGAGAAAUUUACUAGUGCUUAAUUUACAGGUUCGCAGAGCCCAACGAUCUUCGCUGAGCUCCAAAAAAUCAAAGGCUAAAGCCACCCAAGGCAAUCUCUUGCAUACUGUCCAACUCAAAGAUGUACGACAAGGCUCGAACGUUAUUGACUGCCGCAAGCUCGUUGAUGGCAGUAUUUCUCGAAUGAUUGUCCUGUCGACCACUAUGGACGGCCGGGGCGAGUUGACAUUGCAAGCUCCUUGGAGCACGCUUGUAAAGAUCGACCUUCCGUCCAGUAUGGUAUUACACGAUCCUUCUGGAAUCUCGUUCGCACGCUCUUCGUUCCACCCGCGGGAGGCAGGUUUGAGGAGAGUUCUCGAUACUAGCGAUAUCAAUUUAUGCGGCCUCGAUCAUCCUAGCAAUCGCGGAAAGAUAGACAUCACCGAUAGCCAAAACAGAAGGCAUAGACUGCAGAUUCAGUUAGAACCUCGGAAUCUUCUGGUCAAGCGUGCACUCUCGGUUUGCAGAUUCGCGUUGCGACAAUCCGAAAAAGCUGGGGAUGGGAUCCUGGUUUGCUGGUGGGAAGUCUUAAGAUGGUUACGGGCGAGGAACGAAGGUGAAAAUGACCUAGAAUGGACAGCCUUUGUUGUCACACUCUUUUCCAUGGCCGUUUAUUUUAUCGACGGCAAUUUCUCGAAGCCUAUUGUAAAGCCAAAGCGGAAAAGAGGCACAUUGUUACGUUCAAGUAGUGGGAGCUCUGUUGAUCUCGAUAGCUGGGACGCGAUGUUAGAACGACAAUCCGGUUCCUCCGGUGUAGGGCCUUCUUGGAUGAUGACACCAGCCUGGGGUUGGAUCCUUGAGGAACAAGAACGCCGUGAAGACGUAUUUCGGUCCGAACACCAGCCUAGCCUCUUCUUGACAUGCGGGCCAGCUUCAAGAAAGAAUGGAUAUAUCCUCCGAUGUGCCUCGCUCGCGCGUGAAUUUAUAUCAUCCCCUCAAGGAGAAGCUGCUUCUGGUGCUGAAGGCUAUUUACCCACUGCUAUUUCGCAAGACCCUGGGACACGAAAGACCGCGCUUGGUGCAAUACUAGUUGCUCUGCAUUUGUUUCGCGAGGAACUAAAGCUGUCGACCAUUGAUGCUGACUUAUCGAACUGCGAUUCAGGUCUUAUGGUGCCUGUACUAGCCCAGAUUGGGGGUUGGUUAGGGUGGAGUUCAUGGACAUGGGAAGAGCAUGCGUACUAUGGUACCGAAAGUGCAAGUAUGGAGAGCUGGCUGUUUGAACAGUCUCAGAUAUCGAGGCUUGACGUCCCCGAGGAGCCGUUUCCCCCGCCUUCCCUGUUUCAGUUCGUGGAAAAUUUCUUGCAGAAUAAACCGUCUAGUUUUAUGACCCUUAUUGAUAUGGUCUCAAGCUCUGGUGCUAAGCAAGGCAGCGGGAAAAUAUGGGAACAAGCAUUAAGCCUUACCCCUAGAACCCUGGCGAUCUCUGGGUUUUUUUCGGAGAUCAACUUGCAAUCAUCGACGGUUGAAAAGACAGCAUUGCUGCUUCGAUGGGGACUAACAUCCUCUGUUAUUGACACUCUUCCGAUCGGCAUUAGCGCCCCAUUGCACGAGGCGAUAAUUCGGUGUGGAGGCAAUGCCACUCCUCGCUGCGGACCAUCACUACUAAAGUUGGUCGACCGAAAUGACCUUUCCUUGACUAUGACAAACGAGCAUCUCACCCCCACGAUGCCGCGGUUACAAGUUCUACAAUCACACGAUGCCUUGCGGGACGUGCAUCACAUCGGUUGCUCAGUUUACGAUGGCAGUGGAGUGAAUUCCUUUGAAGCUUCUACGGAGGCCGAUAGACUUUCGAUUACGAAGCUCAUUUUCCGUGAAGAUAGGCGAUACUUCGAAGCCGUCAAAAUUCUAAACCAAACGAGAGCUCCAGUUGCAGAAUGUCUACAGGAACCAGAUUGGUCUGAAGCCGACUUGCUUGAAGCCCAAAAGGAGCUAGUUCAGCUUGUCACUUUGCGAACAUUGUCUAUUCCAAGUGGACGUGGUUUGAUGUCGUUUAGCAGUCGGGUUCCUCUUUCAACUGAAAAGCUUCCAAUCCCAUCGUUCUCGUUGCAAUGCGUCGUCAAACCAUCAAAUAUUACUAUUAGCGCCGAAAGAACAGCAUUCACCGAAGAAAAGGUUUGCUGGGCUUUCUUUCAUAACGGUGCUUCGACCGGUCUUGCCAUAUCUAAAGCUGCAAAGGGUAUUGAUACUUCAUGGAUCCUAUACAAUAAACCCGGUGAAUUGACAAAUAGACACGCGGGCUUCUUACUUGCGUUAGGUCUAAACGGCCACCUCAAGUAUUUGGCAAAAUGGGUCGCUUUUAAAUAUCUGACACCUAAGCACACGAUGACGUCCGUUGGCCUUCUUUUGGGUCUCUCCGCGUCAUAUCUUGGUACGAUGGACACCUUGAUAACGCGUCUUCUUUCGGUCCACAUCACAAGAAUGCUUCCACUGGGUGCUGCAGAAUUGAACCUUUCACCGUUGACACAAACUACCGGAAUUAUGGGAAUUGGUUUGCUGUACUGCAACUCUCAACACCGCCGUAUGAGCGAAAUCAUGCUCUCAGAGAUUGAGAAUAUGGAGCCAGAGGACACAUCAAUGUCACAAGAGAUGUUGAGGGACGAAGGGUACCGCCUAGCGGCGGGUCUCGCUCUCGGUUUCAUUAAUCUAGCCAAAGGGAAAGAUCUAGGAGGCCUUCGAGACAUGCGGAUUAUCGAGAGACUCCUUGCGCUUGCUGUUGGCACGAAGAAGGUCGAUAUGGUACAUAUCCUCGACAAGGCCACAGCAGGCGCUACUGUUGCGCUAGCAAUUAUCUCUAUGAAGUCAAAUGACAAGUCUCUUGCAAAACAGAUCGAUAUACCUGAUACGAUCGCUCAGUUUGACUAUGUUCGCCCGGAUAUAUUCUUACUUCGAACAUUGGCCCGACAUUUGAUCAUGUGGGAUUCGAUCAAGCCCAGUCAUGACUGGGUUCAAAAGUCUCUACCGAAACCUUACCAGAGGAAAUCUCGUCUGAUUACAGUCCGUCGAUUGAGUACCGACGACAUGCCGCUUUUCAACAUCAUCGCUGGCAUCUGCUUCGCUGUGGGCCUUCGAUAUGCUGGUUCUGCAUCCACCGAAGCUCGGGACCUCCUCGUUGCUUUUCUCGACCAAUUUAUUCGGCUCUGUCGUCUUCCAGCCAUUAACUACGACGCGAAGUUAACUCGAAACUCCGUCCGAAAUUGCCAAGACACUGUUGCUCUGUCUGCGGCGCUUGUUAUGGCUGGAACUGGCGAUGUCACCGUUUUCCGCCGUUUGCGAUCGCUACAUGGACGUGUGGACCCCGAUACCCCGUAUGGAAGUCAUAUGGCAGCGCAUAUGGCCAUAGGAGUUCUAUUCUUGGGUGGAGGAACGUAUACGGUGGGGACGUCCGAUCUCGCCGUCGCAUCAUUACUUUGUGCGUUUUAUCCAUUGUUCCCCACUACCGUACUAGAUAAUAAAUGCCAUCUACAAGCGUUUCGUCAUCUCUGGGUUUUAGCUGCUGAGCCCCGAUGCUUGAUUCCUCGUGAUCUCGAGACAGGGCGUGCGAUGCAAAUUCCUGUGUCGUUGACGCUGAACUCCGGCGAGACAACGACAGCGAUGGCACCCUGUCUUCUUCCAGAAUUGGCAACAAUUGCGAGUGUUAAAGUGCAGAGCCCUGACUACUGGAACCUAACUCUUGAUUUUACAACCAACGAGAUCUUACGCGAUAAAUUCCGCCACGGCAAUCAAUCUAUCUACCUGAAGCGCCGAACUACAUACAAUGCCGAAAAAUCCGCAUUCGCGGCCACAAUGUCUGCAUUGAGCGAACUUCAAGACGUCCCCGUUUCCUCUUCCAAAUUAAUGGGGGCAACAGGGAACCCGGUCACUCCGGCGUUAUAUGCACACGGUAAAUCCACUGUCGAAGUCAGGAUUCCAGUACGCCAUCUAUGGGAGUGGAUAUUCAACCUGGGAGCAUUCCGGCAUCUUGAUAUGAGUGAGAAGACGUUGGUUUUGCCCCCAAAUCCAUUUGACCAGCCACUGAAGCCGAGUCCGGGAAGGGAGGAUAUUGUGCUACCUUCAUGGAUUCGCCCUACGGUCGUCGAGGCCAGGUUAGCACUGGAUAGGACGGUGCGAAACAUGAUUGCUGCUGCAGCGGGUAGGGGCGCUGGAGCUGACGUGAUAAGGGAUAGAUUGUGGCAGUUACGGCUGCUCUUUGCGUGGGUGGAGGGCAUAGAGAGGGCGGCAAAGGCGAAGGAUGGGGGUUCUGAGGAUGACGAAGAUAGGGAGGAGAAAGGGUUGUGGUUGCGGAAAGAUGUUAUUGAGGAUAUUAAGUGGAAAAUUUGGGCCAUUCAGGCGGGUGAUGAAGGGGUCCUUGGGAAAGGUUAGGUCGGGCAAUGUGUGUGAGAGUGUUAAGGCGGCUGUGAUACCCAUGAGAUCUACAUAAGCCUCGCGGUGGAUUUGACUCGAGGAUGCCGUGAUAUCCUUUUUUUUAAUUACUUACGGGGAAAGCUAUGGAUAUUUGGAGGCACGUUUUGUCCAUAAAACGAAGAGUAUUGGGGGGGUGGGUUUGUUGUCCACCUGGUGCAGAUAUACGUGUAUCGAUAUCAUGAGAGUUUCAUCGCAAAGAAAAUAUGAUUUAUGUCACAUAUC